UGAUUUUACGAGAUAGAAAUUGCAGACACUUUUUUUUUUAUGUUGUCCGUAGUUGCCCGUUCAGCGCCCAGCCUUCAAGUUCUCUUCCGCGGUUUCUUGUGACCUGGAUUGUCUACGAGAGAGAGCGAGAGAGAGCAAAAGUGUUUGAAGACUUUUCCCUGCAGCCUCCGAAGAAAGAGACGAAAGAUCUAACCGGAAACUUAAAAGAGUAACUUUAACACUUUUAUUUUGGCGCGGGGCAGACGAGCGGAGGGGGAAAUUGCUAUUGAGUAUUUUUCUACUCGGGAUUUUGUCUUUCUUUUUGCACCGCGCAAGUUCUUAGUUAAAGAUCAAAACCUUUUGCCCUUCUCUUAAAAAAAAUAAAAUUGUACGGCUGCAUGAGAAGGGACAGGCGCGCAAUUUAUAGCUGGCUGUUACACAUCCUACCCGAGGCGACGGGAAAAGCGAGCUUGAUGAAAUGUGGGGAAAAUAACGCAUUACUCCUGCUCUCAGAGCUUUGUUGUGGCCACAAUUUCCAGCAGGCCCGGAGCCCGCGGCCUUUGGUGAUUCUUCAGCAGGGAAAGCCCUGCUUUCUUUGGCGACUGUCCGAAAGACCUUUUAGUUUCAGGAAUUGAGGCUUAAGAGAUUGAAAAUACCUUUUAAUUACUCUCCUUUCGAAAGAAAACCGCAGUCUAUUAAAAAGGAAAAUGAGGAAGCUUCUGAAGUGCUGGACAUGUUUGCCUUUCAUCCUUUUCAUUAUCCCAACUAAUUGUGGGUCAACUCAGAAUAUCUGUAAAAUCACAGAUAAAAUGGCAGACUGUAGUCAUUUAAAGCUUUAUCAAAUUCCCUCCAAUCUCCCAGCUGAUAUAACAACGUUGGAUAUUUCACAUAACCAGCUGAAAACACUGCUGCCUGAAAACCUUACAAAGUACAAUCAGCUUGUUUAUUUAAAUGUGGGGUUCAAUUCCAUAUCCAAACUAGGGAUUCACUUGUGCCUCAGUUUACCUUUGUUAGAGGUAUUGAGGCUGGAGCACAAUCAGUUGCGUACAUUAUAUGGAGAAGUUUUUACUUCCUGUACCAAUCUCAGAGAGCUUAAUGUGGGAUUCAACAUUCUGAAUACAAAAAAUGAUCCUUUCAAAAAUCUGAAGAAUUUGGCUUUCCUUGAUGUCUCUCAUAAUCACCUAAGUUCUACAAAAUUAGGGUCUCAGCAGCAAUUAGGGAAUCUACAAGAGCUUGUGAUGUCUCAAAACCAAAUUACAAAAUUAAAUAAAGAAGAUCUAUACUUUCUUGGUAACUCUUCAUUAAAAAGAUUGGACCUUUCAUCAAACCCAAUAAAAGAGUUUCAACCAGGCUGCUUCCAAGCUAUUGAAAACAUAUAUGGCCUUGAUCUGAACAACGUUCCAUUGGGACCUGAUGGCACAGAGAAACUUUGUUUGGAAUUAUCUGGCACAAAAAUACAGAACCUUUCAAUGAGCAAAGUGCAACUUUCACGGAUUUCCAAUGUGACCUUUAGUGGAAUGAGUAAAACAAACCUUACCAUUUUAAACCUAUCAAAUAAUUAUUUGUCUGUUAUUGAAAAUGCCUCAUUUAUAUAUUUUUCAAAUUUAAAAGAACUAAAUCUAAUGAAUAACAAUAUUACAAAACUGUCUUCUCAUACUCUUUAUGGACUUCAAAAUCUGAACUAUUUCAACUUGGAAAAUUCACAUGUCAGAAUAAUUGAUUCGGCAUUCCAGUGGCUAACUCAUUUGAAUUACCUUAUUAUGGAUGGUAAUAAAUUUCUAGAGAUUACUCCCCAUACGUUUAAAGGUUUAGAAAAUUUGAAAAACUUGAGUUUAUGUCAGUGCAAUAUAAAUUCAAUAACAAAUAUGACAUUUGCUUCACUUGCAAAUUCUUCGCUGCAAUUUCUCAAUCUAACAAAAGCUGGAAUCAUUUCUAUCAAGCCCAAAGCUUUUUCUUGGCUAAGGCAACUAAAAAUGCUUGAUUUAGGUUUAAAUAAUAUUAAACAGAACCUUACAGGUCAGGAAUUUCAAGGUCUUAGUAAUAUUGAGACACUGUAUCUUUCAUAUAACUAUCAAUUGAAUUUGACAAGUGAAUCAUUCACUCUUAUUCCAAGUCUUCGAAAGCUGAGAAUGAGAAAGGUGCGUUGCAGUAAUCUUGCAAUCACCCCCUCACCAUUUCGUAAAUUAAAGAAUUUGACAAUCCUGGAUAUGGGUAACAACAAUAUUGCUAACAUAAAGGAUGAUAUAUUUGAUGGACUGCAUCAGCUUGAAAUUCUUGACCUGCAGCACAAUAAUCUGGCUCGACUUUGGAAACACACCAACCCAGAUGGUCCUGUCCUUUUUCUCAAAGACCUUCACAACCUCCGUCUACUGGAUUUAGAAUCAAAUGGCUUUGAUGAGAUUCCACACAAGGCUUUCUAUGGAUUAUCUUUAUUGAGAAGCUUGAAUUUAGAUUCCAAUCUCUUAAAUCUGCUUCCCAAGUCUGUUUUUGAUGAUCUGACAUCUCUGAGCUUUCUCUUCCUCCAGAAGAAUAUGGUCACAGCUGUUGAUGAAAAAGUGUUUGGUGCCGUUUUCAAACAUCUAAAAGUAUUAAAUAUGGCUUCAAAUCCAUUCGACUGUACUUGUGACAGUAUACCUUGGUUUGUUACUUGGCUCAAUAGCAAUAAAACAUAUAUCUCAAAUUUAAACAAUUAUCAAUGCAACACUCCACCCAAAUAUCACUCUAAUUUAGUAGCACAGUUUGAUACUUCUAUAUGUGAUAAUGCCCCCUUUAAGCUGGUAUUCAUUUUGUGCACUACUACUAUAUUAUUGCUCAUCUUUAUAGCUAUGCUUGUUCACUUUCAAGGAUGGAGAAUUAAAUUUAUGUAUACUGUGGCUGUAAACAGAGUAUUGGGCAUCAAAGAAAUAGAUAGACAACAGCAGCAAUUUGAAUAUGAUGCCUACAUCAUUCAUGCCAAGAAGGAUAUGAACUGGGUAUCCAAUAACUUUAUUCCCCUUGAAAAUAAUCAACCAGCCAUUCGAUUCUGUUUAGAAGAACGAGAUUUUGAAGCUGGAAUAUCUGAAUUUGAAGCCAUCGUCAAUAGCAUACAGAGAAGUAGAAAGAUCAUAUUUAUUGUAACUAAACAUCUCUUAGAAGAUCCCUGGUGUAAAAGGUUCAAAGUUUAUCAUGCUAUACAACAAGCCAUUGAACAAAGUCGGGAUUCUAUUAUACUAAUUUUUCGACAUGAUAUUCCUGAUUACAAGUUAAAGAAUGCUCUUUGUUUACGAAGAGCAAUGUUCAAAUCUUGUUGUAUCUUGGAGUGGCCUGUGCAGAAAGAACGUUUGGAUGCCUUUCACCAGCAACUGAAAUCAGCACUUCAGUCCAAUAGUAGGAUAAUAUAAUUUGUUUUAAGGAUAUUGUAUGCAUUUCUGGGUAAUUCACUCAGUGGUUAAAAUACCACACUAAAAAUACAAUAUUGAAAAAGAAGUAAAUAUAAAACUAUUCUUCCAAGAUUUUUUCUUCUUCUAUCCAAAAUAUGAGAGUUGUAUCCAAACAUACAAAAUGAAUGAGUAGCAUUUGGGAACAUCAAAUGUUUGCUACAAAAGACAAAGUAUUUUGGAGGCGAGACCAAAAAAUAGGGCAUGUACUAAAUAAAAAUGUAGUUGAUUUUAAA
This is a messenger RNA of Thamnophis elegans (Western terrestrial garter snake), 3631 nucleotides long. RefSeq names its product toll like receptor 3 (gene TLR3). Lineage: Eukaryota; Metazoa; Chordata; Lepidosauria; Squamata; Natricidae. The transcript has 5 exons. Gene Ontology annotation, biological process: toll-like receptor signaling pathway; immune response. The record is from RefSeq and is a predicted model, not a curated record. The coding region runs from base 687 to 3359 and encodes 890 amino acids. Gene Ontology annotation, molecular function: transmembrane signaling receptor activity; protein binding. Gene Ontology annotation, cellular component: membrane.